AUUGAGUUCACCUAUAUAGGUCGCGGAGGCGAUGAUUUCAACUUGGGUCUAAGUACGGGGCUGUUGAGACGGCAGGCUUUACUUCCAGCUCUAGUAUUCGAGCCAGCAAUCCAGGGUUACAUGCUUUACACGUGCAAAAACUAUGUUUCAUAAAAUUACUUAUAGCAACACGGUGCUGUGCUAAAUUUUCAGGAUUUACAAAAAGAUCAGCUGGUAUGGAGGAGGAAUGUUUUGCAAUAUGCGGGAGUUUUAUUCACUCAACGGACCAGGCAGCUGUGGAGACAUUAAAGAACAAAUGUCUUGGAGUAAAGCACGGAAAGAUCGUUUUUCUCGACGACACUGAACUUGUGCAAGACAGACUUUCCGAAUUUGGAAUACCAGAGGAAAAUGUUCUCAAACUGAAAGAGAAACAGUUCGUGAUCCCUGGGUUUAUAGAUACGCAUAUCCACGCCCCUCAAUAUCCUAACGCCGGGAAAGGACUGGACAUGGGAUUGUUAGAAUGGCUGGAAAAAUACACGUUCCCGACAGAGAUGAAAUUCAAAGAUCUGAAAUAUGCGUCCUCCACAUACAGGAGGGUUGUGAGUCGAGUGUUAAAGAAUGGGACAACCACGGCUUGUUACUUUGCAACCAUCGACACUGAUGCUACCCUCUUGCUUUGCGGUAUUAUAAAUGACCUUGGACAGAGGGCGCUGGUAGGAAAGGUCAACAUGAACCAAAACUCCCCCGAGUAUUAUAUGGAACAUUCAGUGGAAGAGUCUAUUUUAGAGACAAGAAGGUACAUCGAGACUAUAAACAAGAGAGAUUACAAAUAUAUAACUGCCGUCGUUACUCCGCGUUUUGCAAUCUCAUGUUGUGAGGAGUUAAUGAAAAGGCUUGGUCAACUUGCGGCAGAGUUUAAUAUUCCAGUACAGACACAUAUCUGUGAGUCUCGUGCAGAAGUUGAGUUCGUGUCCAGCCUCUACCCUGACUGCACGAGUUACGCGGAUGUUUAUGACAAAGCUGGUUUGUUGACAGACAAGACUGUACUCGCCCAUUGUAUUUACCUGACGGAAGAUGAGAUAGAACUCAUCAAGGAAAGAGGUAGUGCGGUGUCGCAUUGUCCAAACUCUAACUUAUCAAUAAGGAGUGGACUGUUAGAUGUACAGAAAUUGCUACAGCAAGGUGUACAAGUCGGACUUGGAACAGAUGUGUCCGGAGGUUACCAUCCGUCAAUACUGGACGCCAUUCGGGUGGCGGUGCAUGUGUCAAAUUCACACGCCAUUAUAGCAGCUAACGGGUACAAAUCACUGUCAGUGAGGGACGCUUUCAGAUUAGCAACACUAGAAGGCGCAAAAGCACUAUCUCUAGAUACAGUCGUGGGUAACUUUGAAGUUGGAAAAGAGUUCGAUGCAUUGUUGAUUGAUCUUGAUUCUCCGGACUCACAUGUAGACGUGUUUGACGAAGACACACUGGAAGAUUGUCUUGAUAAGUUUCUUUAUACAGGUGAUGACCGCAAUAUACGAGCAGUUUAUGUUGGCGGAAGAAAAGUACUCGACGCUGAAAAUACAUAUACACAGCGAAACUCUUUAAACAACGGACUUAAUGGACAUUAAUAGACAUUUGUAGUGUUUGUAUAUACAUUUUACAAAGAUUGCAUUUGAGGAAACAACAGAAAAUUGUGAUAGUGGAAUUUCCGUACACAGACUACUAUAAACAUGCAUAUAUCACAAGGCAAAAUGAAAUGUCAUUAUAUCAUUUCAUUUUCAUGUUAUGUUAUGAUAUCAUUCGGAACGGAUAUACAAUAAUGUUGGCAAGUAAAGUAACCCUCUUAAAAUAGUCAGACUACGAGAAACAUACCAACUGUACACCUCUUUGUCGUUCAGAGGAAUUUGAUAGCAUACUAACAUUUAACAUUUAAAACAUAUUGUUCUGGGUCGUUAUAUCAUAGGUUGUGUUAAGGAAUUAUUAGAGUAGGCCAGACAGGAUUUUCCCGUGUUUUUACAGAUGUUGGAAAAACUCGUCUUACACCCCGGGGUGCAAGAUGACUCUUGUGCCUUAAUUUAUGAAUGGAUGGAAAUUUCAUACGCUGCUAUAACAUAACAAUACUUAAAAGAUAAGCAUUUGUUUUAUUUUAUUGCUUCUAUUAAUUAAAGAAUACGAUAUGCAAGAAAAAGAUUAUAUGACUAGUUGAAGAAUCGGGCUUUUUAGUAACUCUUUUGCUUAACUCGGCAGAGCCUUGUUACCGUCUGAACAGUCACCCUAAAGCCAGAUAUUCCCAUCCACACCAUCAACCAGUGAAAGAUUCUUAUAACGUGCAAAGUCUCUCAUAGCAGUUUAAGCUGGGCUCAAUUAUAAUUAUACAUGAAUAUUGAAUGGACCCCGAUUUUAAACCAUCGUUUGAGACUAAUACUAUUUUAUAUCAGAUGACCAUAUUGGUUAGUACGGCUGCUCAAGUAUUCAAGUCAUAAGGAAUGGGGUCCAAGAAGGCAGUGAACGAGUCUGUAUUUGACUUUACGAUGAUGUAGUACUUGUUGCUUAGAAUGAAACUGAGGUACAAAUGUACUCUGUGGUGCAUUAUGAAUUCAAUGUUUAUAAAGCUAGAUUAAAGCAAUAGUGUACACUUAGGACCACAGUCAGCUAAAAGAACAGAUUCUGUUGUGAUGAUCGUAUUUUAGAAAUCGUAGGACAAAAUAUUACUUAGUUCAGUGGGAAAGCGUAAGGAAAGAUGAUCAUAGUAGAUCUUUAAUAUUUUGUGUAACUAAGUUGCAUGUUUUUACACUGUAUGGAGAAUGUUUUAAAAUAAAAUAAUAAAUAACAUUUUAUAUAUCUUA
Molecule: messenger RNA, 2810 nt
Organism: Mercenaria mercenaria
Lineage: Eukaryota; Metazoa; Mollusca; Bivalvia; Venerida; Veneridae
Product: guanine deaminase-like
Exons: 13
Coding region: 216-1592 (458 amino acids)
Biological process (GO): guanine catabolic process
Cellular component (GO): cytosol
Molecular function (GO): zinc ion binding; guanine deaminase activity
Source: RefSeq, a predicted model, not a curated record